Messenger RNA from Penicillium canescens, 537 nucleotides. RefSeq lists its product as uncharacterized. The transcript is spliced from 4 exons. The coding region runs from base 1 to 537 and encodes 178 amino acids. The record is from RefSeq and is a predicted model, not a curated record. Lineage: Eukaryota; Fungi; Ascomycota; Eurotiomycetes; Eurotiales; Aspergillaceae.
AUGGCACAAUCGAACCCUCUUUCCGCGGUAGAGGUAGAGCAUGUUCCUCUCCUACCCGAAUAUCCAUCUACGCAUCAGGAUGGGUAUGCAUAUAUCGUAAACCUACGGCAUAUGACAUUAGAGGAAAAGGGCGCUGCCUUGUGGGGGUUCCAAUAUUGCCGGAAACGCGAAUCUAGCCCCCGAGCUAUCUAUUGCUCAUUCCUAGGCUGUACUGUUCGGAACAUGUUUAACACUACGAAGCAACGGUUUCUUGACCUUACAUCUUGUGUUAAGAUCAAUGGGACCUGCGAGGUAGUGUAUAAGGUUCAUCAGCAUCUAGACAUUCAUGGCAAGCAGAUCCCAUAUAUCGCAUGCCGUAACCACAACUCUAAGAAUCCGAAUGAGCAUUUCUAUCAGAGCUUCCAGUUCCUUCGGCAAGUGAUUGAUAUAUCGCUUCUAGAGCAUCUAUUUAAGAAAGGAGCGCUAGAUCCAGACGAACACACCGACAACAAUCCUUCCGAAUUCAUCGAGGACCGAGCGUUGCCGUAUGAAAUAUAA